CCACGCGUCUCCUCGGGCAGCCCGGUCCUCGCGCGCCAGGGUGCCGUGCCCGGUGCCCCGGGAAGCGGCGGCGCCCAGGCACGGACUCGGGGGUGCCCCCGUCGCCCCGCGGCUCCCGGACGGCCGCUCGGGGGGGCGCGAGCCCCGCCCUGCACGGACGGCGCGGCGGAGAGCCGGGACGGCCGCCGCGCUCCCGAGCCCCGAGGCUGCGGCGUGGGCGCCGUCCCGGUGGCGGGGAGCGCGCGGCGGCGGGGACAUGAGGUCGGAGAGAUCCCUGACGCUGGCGGCGCCGGGCGAGGUCCGGGGGCCGGAGGGCGAGCAGCAGGACGCGGGGGCCUUCCCGGAGGCCGCGGCGGGCGGGGGCUGCUGCAGCAGCGAGCGCCUGGUGAUCAACAUCUCCGGGCUGCGCUUCGAGACCCAACUGCGCACCCUGUCGCUGUUCCCCGACACGCUGCUGGGGGACCCGGGCCGCAGAGUCCGCUUCUUCGACCCCCUGAGGAACGAGUACUUCUUCGACCGCAACCGGCCCAGCUUCGACGCCAUCCUCUACUACUACCAGUCCGGGGGCCGCCUGCGCAGGCCGGUCAACGUGCCCCUGGACAUCUUCCUGGAGGAGAUCCGCUUCUACCAGCUGGGGGACGAGGCCCUGGCGGCCUUCCGGGAGGACGAGGGCUGCCUGCCUGAAGGGGGCGAGGACGAGAAGCCGCUGCCCUCCCAGCCCUUCCAGCGCCAGGUCUGGCUUCUCUUCGAGUACCCUGAGAGCUCAGGCCCCGCCAGGGGCAUCGCCAUCGUCUCCGUGUUGGUCAUUCUCAUCUCCAUCGUCAUCUUUUGCCUGGAGACCUUGCCCCAGUUCCGUGCAGAUGGUCGAGGGGGGAGCAAUGGUGUGAGCAGGGACUCCCCAAUUUCUAGGGGUAGUCAGGAGGAAGACGAGGAUGAAGAGGAUUCCUAUACCUUUCAUCCUGGCAUCCCCCCGGGGGGCAUGGUGGCAGGGAGCUCAUCCUCACUAAGUACUCUUGGGGGCUCUUUCUUUACUGACCCCUUCUUUCUGGUGGAGACCCUGUGCAUAGUUUGGUUCACCUUCGAGCUCCUGGUUCGCUUCUCUGCCUGCCCCAGCAAGCCAGCCUUCUUCCGCAACAUCAUGAACAUCAUUGACUUGGUGGCCAUCUUCCCCUACUUCAUCACCCUGGGCACCGAGCUGGUGCAGCAGCAGGAGCAGCAGCAGUCAGCCAGUGGAGGGGGUGGCCAGAACGGGCAGCAGGCCAUGUCCCUGGCCAUCCUCAGAGUGAUCCGCCUGGUCCGGGUGUUCCGCAUCUUCAAGCUCUCCCGCCACUCCAAGGGGCUGCAGAUCCUGGGCAAGACCUUGCAGGCCUCCAUGAGGGAGCUGGGCCUGCUCAUCUUCUUCCUCUUCAUCGGAGUCAUCCUCUUCUCCAGUGCCGUCUACUUCGCAGAGGCUGAUGAUGAUGAUUCACUCUUUCCCAGCAUCCCGGACGCCUUCUGGUGGGCAGUAGUUACAAUGACCACGGUAGGUUAUGGAGACAUGUACCCCAUGACAGUGGGGGGCAAGAUCGUGGGCUCGCUGUGUGCCAUCGCCGGGGUCCUCACCAUCGCCCUGCCUGUGCCCGUCAUUGUCUCCAACUUCAACUACUUCUACCACCGGGAGACAGAGCAGGAGGAGCAAGGCCAGUAUACCCAUGUCACUUGUGGGCAGCCUGCGCCAGACCUGAAGGCAGCUGACAGUGGACUUGGCAAGCCUGAAUUCUCCGAGACCACUCGGGAACGGAGACCCAGCUACCUUCCCCCUCCACAUCGGGCAUAUGCAGAGAAAAGGAUGCUCACAGAGGUUUGACCGAUGCAGGCAGGGAGUUGAAUGAGAAGGGUGACAUUGAGCAAACAGUCUCAGGCUUCCUUCUCAUUCUCCACUCCCCUCAUCUGAGCUCCAGCCAACUUCGUGACCCCCUCCCCUGCACCUGGUCCAGAUACCUGGACUGUCAACCUUGUUGCUUGAUCUGUGCAGCAGCAUUCAAGGUUUAUCCGUCUAAAUGACAUUUUUGAGAUUUUAACGGUGCCACCCAUUCAUGCCCAUCUUCCAUCACGUGGAUGAGAUUUUUGUCAGACCUUCCCUCUUGACUCUGAAGUUUUCAUGUCUAGGGCCAGAGAGAUCAACAGGAUGGAAACCAGGCAUACCUGAGUCCUAUUUCUCUCCUUUGUCCUUUGCUUUGGGGCAUGCACCUGGCCGCUUCUGGCUACGUGGUAACUAGCAGAAGCUGGAGGACAGAAACAGUAUUCACCUUUCUGUUUUAUUCCCCCGGCUUGUAACACCUGCUGGUCGUCCUGUAGAGGACCCCUGGUAAAGCCUUUAGCUGCACAGUCUUCAGAUAAGUUACUCAUCUCGAAUCCUGGAAGGCAUUAGAGAGACUACAAUGAAACUUGGCCAUUUGGAGAAUAUUUAGAGUCAGUCCCUCACCAAAGGGGCCAGUGGAUUUCUCCAGAUGUGUCCUGGCACAGUGGACAUCAGCCUUCGGUCUACAUUCAGUCAUUCCCUCCCGACUGUCUAGCUUCCAGGAAGGUUCCUCCUCCGAGCCAAAUACUCUUUUUGUGCAAGUGCCUUCCUGUGUGGAGCAGCUGGAAAGAGGGAACCACAGAGCCAGGAGCAGUGGCUGGAUAGAGCCAAGCAACUGGCUUGACUGCAUAUCUAAGGAGGGGUAGCACGUAAGCACACAUUGUCACCUGGGACGCGUGCAAAGAGGAACCUUGUUGCAGAUGGGGAAUCUCUCUCCUAUACUUUGCCCCAGCCCUCUCGAGCCCCCUCCACCCUUCUCCCUGGGAAUUUGACUUAGGAUUGCAGUUGAAGGUUUUCCAAAGCAAAUUCCAGCUGAAGCCAGCAGACAGGUAAACGCAUACGUUGGAUGCUAGCGUGGGUUCUUCCCAUUUUAGGAGCAAUGAAAUAGGUUUAGAGUGAGGAAGAAACAUCAUUCCUUUGUUGACAGCCUCACUGGUAGGGUUUGUUUUUUGUUUUUUGUUUUUGUUUUUUUGUUUUUGUUUUUUUGCUGAGUCAAGCACACCUUCACCUGCUCUGCCCCUGGGAGCUGCAGCCGACCUGCUCUCACUGGUAAGGUAAUGUGGCGGUAUCACCGCAGGAUAGAUCAUCUUCUUUUGGCGUGAAACUGUUGCCUUCAUCCCACCUGCCCAUUCCCCCUCAUUUCUCUCCUGGUAAUGCUGUCAUUUGUUUGUUGCCUUGAAAAAACUGUGAUGUACUGUUCUGAGCUCUUCUGGGUGCAGUUCGGAAACCGAAAGGACUGUUAACAUGUUCUUAAUUUUAUAUCUAUGCUUUAAGACUCUUCGAUGAGAAUUUUAAAAAAAAUUUUCUCAAAGAGCCACUUAUGAAGGAUGGCCUUUUGAGGGUUUUCUUGAGAGACACUGUGGCUCCUGUGGGUGCCAGAUGUAAAUCUGGAUUUUGCCACAGCCUGACAGGGUAACCUGGGUGCCACAGUUCCUCUCUAUGCCUCAGUUUCUCCACCCAUUCAAUGGGAACAUUAACGUCCUCCCCUCCCUACCUCAUGGGGAAUGUCAAUGAACUCAUCUGGGAAGCUGGUGAUAAUGCUAUGCAAAUGUGUAAGGGACUUGAAUUUUUAGUUCAUUAGCCUAUUUUCCUAUCUCCCAGAGGCAAAACCUCCUUCCUCACAGAGUUCCUGCUUUGAAUCCAAAGCCCAAGAGUAGACUAUACUGGGUUAUUAGCUCCUUACAUCCCUGCUUAGCCUCUUGAGCCGGGCCUCAGUCUCUCUUCUUACCCUUCAACAAGGAGGAUGCUCUUUAGACAGGUUCAGUGGGAUCCUCUCAGGGCCAGAGGCUGCCGUGAUUGGGAGCUUGGCUUCUCCAAACCUGAAAUACAGAUAAGAGGAGUUCAUGAUUUGGAAAUCUGCUCCGAGGCCAUAAAGUUCUGGUUUUCCAAAAUUCCUUUAGUUACUUCUGGCUAUUUCGGAGAAGGGAGAAGGGCCCACUACAGAGGCAAUGGGGGGAUGCUUCCAGUGAGGGUAAAUGUUGGAACAUGUAUGCAUGUAUCUCUAUAUGUGUGUAUGUGAUCAUCGUCAUCACCAUCCCUAAUAAAACAUUCCCUUUUCAAGUCAGAGCAUGCCCAAAAGUAAAGGGUUUGUGGAGAGCUGGGCUCUCCAGGGACUCUGGUUGCCAUAGCAACCUUCCAGACUGUUCUCUCUAUCUUCUGAUUUGGGCAGCAAGGGAGAACAGGAGACUACAUACAUACUCCCAGCUUCUGAAAUGGGAACACCUCCUACAUAGUGGUUUAGGGGCUGUUAAUGACCGGCGAGAUGUGUGACCUUUGGAAAAUGAGGGGGGAAGCAGCUCCCCCAAACUUUCUCCCUGGACCUUUCUUCCUGGUUUCCCCACCUAGUCAUUGAAGCUGCCUCAUCUCACUCCUGAAUUCUUCAGAAAUUUGAAUGCUAAGCAACUGCCAGUUAAACCAAUGUCAAUAUUAUCUUUUUUUCAAAAUGGCAAGGGAAGACUUGGAGGGGACACGCUCCUCAAGAGGCAGCCAGGCUGGGCCUCGCCAAGAGUCCUGACAGUGAUAGUCUGUGAUACUAUGGAGCUGUCAUCUCUUCAGAGAGAGGCUCCUCCCUGCUCUCAGGGAGACUGAGAGAAAUGACACUUCCUCCUCCUGGGGAAUUAUCUAGCUCUGAUCCUAGCAAUCUCAUAGGUGGCUCUUCUCAAGACAUCGAAGAAACACAGAGAGGCUGUGACCUGACCUGGUUUCUGUGAAGGAUUUUGCCAAGCCAUCCCUCUCUGACUUUGAGCUUCUUUGUGUGGAUUUUGUGCCCCGAGCAUCGAAAGAAGACGCACCCUGUGCUGCCGAGAUAGCCGGGGUGACGAUUUUGCAGCUGCCAGCAAAGGCAGGGGUCAGGCCUCUGUUACACCUGAUUCUCCGGCAUGAGCUCCCAAAUGCCUCCCUGGAUCUGUCAGACUCGGCUGAGACGUGGGGUAGUCCUCCUGCCUAAUCAUCCCCAAGGAGAGAGGGGGACAGCUGGCCACCUUUGCAUUGGAGAUGGCUGAAGCAACAUUUCCAAGCACCAUGCCCUCAUACCACAGAGUCCAAAGGCAGGAAAGGACAAACCUUUCUAAGAAUAAGGAAACCUCCAGGUGUCUCCCACCAACCUCUCUUAGGCCACACUUAGGACACAUGCUCAUCCUAAUCAAUUUUGUUAAAAAUGGGGAAAAGGCUGGCACAGCAAGGAGACCUACACAUACAUUUCUGGUAGUGGCUGGACAGAGAGGGCCUGGACCCCAACUUCUCAGGAAGACAAGACCCCCUCCUUGGAUCAUGCGGCCUGACAUCUCUCCAGUAGCCUCCCACAAGCAGUCACCAGAAUAGAAAAAGCUGAAACCACACCCACCAACAUUAAAGAUGGGGCUCAGGAUGUUGGGGUGAGGCUGUGGGGGUGAAGGUGAUAGGUGGUGGUAUGGGCAAAAGAGACCAGGUAUGGGGAGGUCAGGGUCAAAGGAUGCCAGAAAGUGCAUGGCUGUGCUACAGACCACCCAGGAAAUGGGUGACCAUGAAGACUAACAAAUAAAUAUAUGGCAAAGUCUCAGAGGCCGUGUGUUUUGCUGCAUGAAGACAUCAACAGCUAAGUUAAGCAGACAAGUCAGGCACUUGUGACAAAAGCAGGUGGGUAUCCAGGGUGUCAGAGCACUUGGGUACCUUUCCAGGUGCCACCCACAGAUGAUCAGAAAAGGUGCUUGAAUACCCUCUGCAUUGACCUCACCAUGGACAGGCAACAUUCUCCAAGAAGGCAACCCAUUCUCUAGGAGUUGUUUGCCUCUUCUGUACACAUGCCAGCGGGCAAAUGUCAGGGUCAGAGCUAUAUUUCCCAUGGCUUUCCCAGGCCUCAGAUGAUGCCAUUGCAGGGUCUCCUAGGAGCAGGAAGGACUUCUUUCUGGUAUGUGACCCACAUUGCUCUUGUCACAGACAGCUUUUCACUCCUAGGCUUUUUCAGAGGAUGGAGAGAGAGACUACUUCUGGAAGGUCUUUCCUUCCUGCCUGCCUAUCUCUCUCUCCAGCUUCCUUCUAGGUGCACUGGAGGGGGAAAUUGUACCUGCUUGUUAUUCUUCCAAGUGAUGAGGCUGAUUCCCGCCCCCCCCCAGGCUUUACUUUCCUAAUGAAGUACGUCUAGGGGUUACAAUUUGCUAUAAUGCCUGGACCCUCCUAGAUAUGUGCUAAAUGUGGGCCUUCAUUACCACACUGGAAGUCUCUAUGUAGGGGACCAUAAUCUUAGCCAUGUGCCCACUUAAUGUCUAGCACAGUACCUGACACACGAUUAUCACUCAUAAUAUGUCUGGUGAAUGAGUAAGGACAUGGGUGAAUGAAUGAGGUGUUGACUCUUGUUAAGACAUAAAGUUAAACUGCUUAUAUAAGAAUCAUCAAGAACUCACACAUUAUUUAUUACAAGUGAGGGAAUUGUCAAGCCACUCUGCAACACACACACAUGUAUGCAAAACAUGCACACACACACACGUGCACACAUCCUUUUCCCUCCUAGGCAUCUCUUCUUAGUAGAGAAACCCUAUAACUGACAUUUCUUGUGAAGGUCUAUUUACCAACC
Messenger RNA from Nyctereutes procyonoides (raccoon dog), 6608 nucleotides. It is a transcript of the gene KCNA6, whose product is annotated as potassium voltage-gated channel subfamily A member 6. Gene Ontology annotation, biological process: protein homooligomerization; potassium ion transmembrane transport. The record is from RefSeq and is a predicted model, not a curated record. Lineage: Eukaryota; Metazoa; Chordata; Mammalia; Carnivora; Canidae. The coding region runs from base 257 to 1846 and encodes 529 amino acids. Gene Ontology annotation, molecular function: delayed rectifier potassium channel activity; protein binding. Gene Ontology annotation, cellular component: membrane; voltage-gated potassium channel complex. The transcript is spliced from 3 exons.